Colletotrichum karsti is the source of this 1794-nucleotide messenger RNA. RefSeq lists its product as uncharacterized. The transcript is spliced from 3 exons. Gene Ontology annotation, cellular component: microtubule organizing center. The record is from RefSeq and is a predicted model, not a curated record. Lineage: Eukaryota; Fungi; Ascomycota; Sordariomycetes; Glomerellales; Glomerellaceae. Bases 1 to 1794 code for a protein of 597 amino acids.
AUGAGUCCCUCAACGGAGUUCCCUCCAAGAAGCCAGACCUCUUCCACGAAACGUGGUUCUGUCGAUGGCCUUCGGCCCAUGUCAAGCGGAACUAGCGACUCGGCGAAGAAGAGGGGAAUGGGGCUGAAGGAGAUGGAAGCCUCUGUCUCCACUUUGCACAAGCAAAACUUCGAUCUCAAGCUCGAGCUGUUCCACCGACGCGAAAGACAGAGCGUUCUCGAAGAACGCAUCGAGGCACUCGAAACGGAAAAGGCACAAAUAGACAAUGUGAACGAUAAGCUUCUGGACGAGCUGGACAAAAGAGACAAGGCAGUACAGGAAGCGGUCCAGAUGAUCGUCGCUCUGGAGGCGCAAGUUGAGACCAUGUUGAAAGAGCGAGAAAUGGUGCGGCAAGUCGACGCAGCUGCAUACUCCCCGGCGAGCGAGCCUGAAUCGAGGCUUAAUGGACCUACUCCCAAGCCCAAGAUGGCGGAUCUGGCCCGACUUGAGGAGGACGCGAAUACGCUCACUCGCAUGCCAAGUUUCAUUUCGGAUCGUACCGAGAACACCGAGAACUUGCGAAGGGUAUAUCUCAACUCUCACGGCAGUCCUCUCAGCUUGCCUAGGAUCAGGACUGAGGACACGGAUGACUACGAAAACCCUCGGAUUGACACUUUGGUGAGCCCUAGCCUCAGUGUCCUCAGCGAGAGUUCUUUUAUCAGCGUGUACGGAGAGAGGGAUCAGGAUCAGACCAUCGUAGCGGACGAUGCGUCCAUGAUGGAUGGCGCCUCUCCGCACUCCCGACCGCGCAAGCUCUCCAUGGGCAGUGACAACGUUGAGCCGCAGAAGCCCAUAGUUGCGGCACCAUUGAGGCCUGACAGACCUAGUCGUGCUAGCUCAAUCACUCGCACGACAGGUCCCGGUCAGUUCCAGUCGAUUCAGGAUAUCAUUGAUCAGACAUCGCCUCUCCAGAAGCUGGCGCGGCUUGACCGUUCAUACCUCGACAGGUCGCCAACACAGGAACAUCUCUCAUUCGCUAAAAGGGGGCAAACGCAUCAAUAUGUCAAAGACGCGAAACAGGGGACUCUACGUAGGGUCGUGACUGAUGGGCCGGUGACCAGAUCUUCCGACCAGGCUUUUCCUCCGACUCCCGAUACCAUCUCAACAUCAACUCUUCGAAGGUUCAACAACUCCGACGACAACAUUGACCGCAAUCGCAACGUGUCAGGACAGAAAAGUCAACCGUCUGUCUCGGAAAGAAGGUCUGAUGAGGCAGAGCACACGAGAGGCGCUCCGGCUCUCCAGCAGCCUUUGGUUUCCGCCUUUGGUAACGGACCAAUCAGUAGCGCCUUCGACACACGGCCACCCUUGAUUCCUCGCCCUAGGUCGGCAGACGAGAGCACGAUAUCUCAUCACAGAGAGCCUGACUGGGGAUCUGAGACUGAGUCAGUACACUCGCUAGACUCCAGCCUCGAUAUUUGGCUGCAGCAAGGCAAGGACCCCAAGGGCUUUGAACAGAGCAGAAGCAAUUCUCCAGAUCUCUUCAACUUCCCUCCAUCAGGUGCUGGAUGGGCACCUGGCAUGUUUGAGUCAGUUGCGGCCCCGUUUGGCCUCUCUCAGCCAGUGAUCAAUCCUGUCGAUCUCAUGGCAGCGCAAGAAGCCUUGUUCCCAGAUGCGGUCCACCCCCCGCCAGCUCCUAACAGGAGAUCCAGUCUGGGUGCCAAGACCGGGCCAACAUCUCGACACUCUCCUAUCCACGGGAAGCUGCCCACUACCCUCCUCCCUCCGGGGCAGCUCCUCGCGGCCACCGAUUGA